Molecule: messenger RNA, 570 nt
Organism: Cavia porcellus (domestic guinea pig)
Lineage: Eukaryota; Metazoa; Chordata; Mammalia; Rodentia; Caviidae
Product: interferon alpha-4-like
Exons: 1
Coding region: 1-570 (189 amino acids)
Biological process (GO): defense response
Cellular component (GO): extracellular region
Molecular function (GO): cytokine receptor binding
Source: RefSeq, a predicted model, not a curated record
AUGGCCUUGCCCUUUGCUUUUCUGGUGAAUUUGGUGAUGCUUCUCUGCAGUUCAACCUUCUCUCUGGCCUGCACCCUGCCUCAGACUCACAGCCAGGGCAACAUGAGGGCCUUGAUUCUCCUGGGACAAAGGAGGAGAAUCACUGCCUUGUCCUGCCUGAAGCACAGACAGGACUUUGGCUUGGCCGGGCUGGAGUUUGAAGGCAAGCAGGUCCAGAAGGCUCAGGCCCUCUCUGUCCUACAUGAGAUGAUCACGCAGACACUCAACCUCUUCACAUCACAGUACUCAGGUGCUGCGUGGAACCAGAGUCUCCUUGACAGCUUCUGUGCUGGCCUCUAUGAGCAGCUGAAUGACCUGGAGGCCUGCCUGACUCAGGAGACAGGGCUGGAAGAGCCUCUCCUGAUACAUGAGGACUCCAGACUGGCUGUGAGGAAAUACUUCAACAGGAUCACUGUCUACCUGAAAGAGAAGAGCUACAGUCCUUGUGCCUGGGAGGUAGUCAGAGCAGAAAUCUGGAGAUCAUUCUCAUUUUCAGCAACUUUGCAAGGCAGAGUCCAGAGGAAGCAAUGA